AUGGAUAAAGUUCAAAAGUUAAAAGAACUGACCAGUGUCCGAGAUCAGAAAGUGAUUAUUAGAUUUUUGUGGAUAUCUCAAGAAUCUUCUGGAGUAAUUCACUCAAAAUUGGUAAAAAUCUUUGGUGGACAAGCCAUUUCAAAAAAAGCUAUCGAAUCUUGCAUUAAGAGAUUCAACAAAGGUGAUUUGGACAUCGAAGAGCACAGGAGUGGUACAUCGAAAGGUCGUGAUGUCAGAGAAGAACGGUUGACUGUUAUUGAAGAUGCAUUGGCGGAUUCAAGACAUUGGUCAACAAGGAGCUUAGCCGCAAAAGUAUCGAUUCCUCUGACAACUGUAAAAGCUUAUCUGAAUGAUCGCUUAAAAUUGAGGAAAAGGCUCGGAAAAUGGGUCCCCCAUGAUUUGUCCGAAACCAAUAAAGAAAACCGUGUUCUAAGCUGCAGAUUGGCCUUGCAAAUGAUAAGGGAUGAUCCAGAUUGCCUUAAGAAAACGGUAACAAUAGACGAGACGUGGGUCUCACUUUAUAUGGCUCCAGAUCGGAAUCAACAGCGGCAAUGGGUAUAUCCGGGAGAAGAACCUGAACCAGUCACCAAAGAAAACAUCCAUGGCAACAAGAGGAUGCUCAUUAUGGGUGUGGACUGGAACGGCAUUGCUUUUUGGGAGCUGUUACCGGAGAAAACGACCGUAACAGCUGAUGUUUAUAAGUCAUUUCUUGUUGACAAAUUACCAGUUUGGAUCAAUGAAAAUAAACAUCAGAGGCCUUAUCUGUUACACGAUAACGCCAGACCUCACAAGGCUGCCCCCGUUGUGCAACUUUUGGAACGCAAGGGUAUCACCAUUUGGCCUCACCCUGCAUAUUCUCCGGACAUAUCACCGCUAGACUUCAACUGUUUCGGCCAACUUAAACGUCACCUUAGGGGCAUCAAACAUGCCAAUUGGACCGAGUUUGAAACUGCAUUAGUUGAGGCUGUAGAGGACUUAAAUAGUAAAAACCUUAUACAGGGUGUUCGGAUGCUUCCAGAAAGAUGGAAACGUGUAAUUGAAUGUAAUGGAGAUUACAUAUAA
Molecule: messenger RNA, 1062 nt
Organism: Tetranychus urticae (two-spotted spider mite)
Lineage: Eukaryota; Metazoa; Arthropoda; Arachnida; Trombidiformes; Tetranychidae
Source: RefSeq, a predicted model, not a curated record